AUGGGCCAAGACCAAACAAAGCACCAAAUCGAGAAAGGCUUGCGUCUGUACCAAUCAAAUGAGACAGCUAAAGCCCUUGACAUCUGGAAGCGAGUCUUGGAAAAGAGUACCGACCUCCCUGGAAGGUUCCGGGUGUUGGGCUGCCUCAUCACGGCCCACUCUGAGAUGGGUAAAUACGCAGAGAUGAAGAAAUUUGCUGUCGCGCAGAUUGAUGUGGCCCGCGAGAUCGCCGACUCUGACUAUGUCACGGAGUCUUACCUGAACCUGGCACGGAGCAAUGAGAAGCUGUGUGACUUUACCAAGACCGUCAACUAUUGCAAGACCUGUUUGAGCAUGCAGGGCACCACCGUGGGUUUGCAGCUCAAUGGCCAGGUAUGCCUCAGCAUGGGCAAUGCCUACCUGGGCCUCAGUUCCUUCCAGAAGGCACUGGAGUGCUUUGAGAAGGCCCUGCGCUAUGCUCACAGCAACGACGACAAGAUGUUGGAAUGCCGAGUGUGCUGCAGCCUGGGCAACUUCUACAUCCAGCUCAAAGACUACGAGAAGGCUCUCUUCUUUCCCUGUAAGGGGGCCGAACUGGUCAGUGAUUAUGGGAAGACUUGGAGCUUGAAAUAUAAAGCCAUGAGCCAGUACCACAUGGCAGUGGCUUAUCGCAAACUGGCACGUUUAGAGGACGCCAUGGAAUGCUGUGAGGAAUCAAUGAAGAUUGCCAUACAGCACCGGGAUCGACCUCUGCAGGCCCUCUGUCUGCUGUGCUUUGCUGACAUCCAUCGACAUCACGCUGACACUCUGAAGGCUCUACCCCGUUACGAUUCCUCGCUGAAUAUCAUGGCCGAAAUUGGCAACCGUCUGGGGCAGGCACAGGUUCUUUUGGGAAUUGCCAAGUGCUGGUUCAUUCAGAAGGAGCAGGACAAGGCCCUCAAGGUUGUGGAGAAAGCUGGAGAACUAGCUGAAGCUGUGGGCAACAAGCUAUAUAUGCUGAAGGCACACAGUUUAAGUGAGACAAUCUAUCGAGUGAAGGGCUCCCAGCGGCUUCUGCGAGAACAUGUUGUUAAAUUCCAUGAAUGCAUGGAAGAUAUGGAGUUGUACUGCGGGAUGUGUGGAGAUUCCAUUGGAGAUAAGAACUCACAGCUCCAGGCACUGCCAUGCUCCCAUCUUUUCCACCUAAAAUGCUUUCAAAACAGUGGAACGCGAGGCUGUCCAAACUGUAGGCGGUCUGCCAUGAAGCCUGGCUAUGUGUGACUGGGACAACACGGGGAAUUCUUGCCCAAUCCAAUCAUUAACAAACAGCCAUGGAUUCUGAAAGUGAUACAAACCCAGAAACAACUCUUUAAGGAGCCACUUUUGACUGAGUUGACCUUGCUAAGGGUCUGUUAACAUCCAAUGGCUCGAGCUGUGAACAGUGAAUGGAUGGGGGUCAAGAUGACAGA
This is a messenger RNA of Rhincodon typus (whale shark), 1427 nucleotides long. It is a transcript of the gene rapsn, whose product is annotated as receptor-associated protein of the synapse, 43kD. Gene Ontology annotation, biological process: chemical synaptic transmission. The transcript is spliced from 6 exons. Gene Ontology annotation, cellular component: synapse. Gene Ontology annotation, molecular function: protein-membrane adaptor activity; acetylcholine receptor binding. Bases 1 to 1239 code for a protein of 412 amino acids. The record is from RefSeq and is a predicted model, not a curated record. Lineage: Eukaryota; Metazoa; Chordata; Chondrichthyes; Orectolobiformes; Rhincodontidae.